This is a messenger RNA of Psammomys obesus (fat sand rat), 1448 nucleotides long. RefSeq names its product coiled-coil domain containing 32 (gene Ccdc32). The coding region runs from base 87 to 626 and encodes 179 amino acids. Gene Ontology annotation, biological process: cilium organization. The record is from RefSeq and is a predicted model, not a curated record. Lineage: Eukaryota; Metazoa; Chordata; Mammalia; Rodentia; Muridae. The transcript is spliced from 4 exons.
GUCGACCUAUUCUGUAAUCGCGGAGGCCCCUAGGCUCUGUGCUUAGCCCUUGGAAUCGAUCUCAGCGUGGGCGGCUUUCGCUCCAAAUGAAAAUGUUUGAGAGCCUUGAGUCUUCAGCUACAAAAUCUGGCCGGGAUCUCUGGGCUGAAAUCUGUUCAUGUCUGCCAAGUCCUGCCCAGGAAGAUGCUGCCAGCAAUGCCUUCUCGGACUCCUUUAUGGAUUCACACUCUGCAGGUGAAGGCCACACAGCAGCAACAGACUCUGCUGUGCAACCAUCUGUAAAGCCCUGGGCUCCCUUGCAUGAUUCAGAAGUGUAUUUAGCAUCUCUAGAGAAGAAACUAAGAAGAAUCAAAGGUUUAAAUGAGGAAGUAACUUCCAAGGACAUGCUUCGAACUCUGGCCCAAGCUAAGAAGGAAUGCUGGGAUCGAUUCCUCCAGGAGAAGUUAGCAUCAGAGUUUUUUGUGGAUGGACUUGAUUCCGAUGAGAGCACCUUGGAACAUUUCAAAAGGUGGCUCCAGCCAGGUAAAGUCGCCAUCAGCACAGAAGAGGUCCAGUUUCUCAUCCCUCCGGAGUCGCAGGCUGAGAAGCCGGAGGCCGGGGACAAGCCAGCGGCAGCAGAACAAUAAAUUACACACACAUACGCCAAGCAGCUGUCUGGGGCCCCGGGGAGAACAGUGGAGAGCUUGACAGCACAGCAGCGAGGAGAAAUCCAGGCAGGGGGGGAAAGCCCGGACUUCCACUCCACAGAGCAAACAGCUGCUGGCCCCUGGGGACUUGCUUAGAGCUGGCAUGUAUGGGGCAGUCUUGGAUGGAGUGAUGGACCCAGUGCGUGCUAGAUCAAAACCCUACUUUCCUUCCUGUCCCACAGCUCGACUGAGAUCUGCUGCAGCGGGUUUGAGGUCUGUAAGGAUCCAGUGAGGAACAGGGUGUGAAAGCGCUUGGAGACACUGGAGACCUUGUAGGCAGCGCACCGGUUUUUUAAGUGAGCUGUCUUUUCCCCCUCUCUCUUCCCGGUCUCCGUGCCUGUGUUCCAAGUAUUCCCUAGAGAGGUAGUCAGGAGCAAGUCUAGCCAAGGAGAGUAAAGUCAGUCUCCUGGGGUCCAAGCCCUUGUGGGGCUUUCUCACGUGCUCAUCGUAAAUGGAGGGACUCUAGGGAAACGGGCUUUUCCUUUUGAUUUGUUCCUUGUAUCAGAAAUGGACAAAAAAAAAAAGAAGUGUGAAAAUGUGGGUGUUUCUAUCUGCGUAGAUAUAUUUUCUAUUUCACGGCUUCUCCCUCAGCUGCUUCUUGUACCAAGUUCCAAAUUAGGCUUGUGAAUAUGGUUUAGUGUUUGACACAACCCUUGAUUGGUUCCAAACUUGCUCCCUGUGGUGACUUCCCCGGCUGAGCUUGCAUUCAUUCCUUGUUCAUUGUACUGUUCUUCGAGUAAAGUUCGAGUUGUCUGUGUAAAA